Messenger RNA from Phycodurus eques (leafy seadragon), 4337 nucleotides. RefSeq names its product DEAH (Asp-Glu-Ala-His) box helicase 9 (gene dhx9). The record is from RefSeq and is a predicted model, not a curated record. Gene Ontology annotation, molecular function: double-stranded RNA binding; ATP binding; 3'-5' DNA helicase activity. The coding region runs from base 501 to 4277 and encodes 1258 amino acids. Gene Ontology annotation, biological process: positive regulation of transcription by RNA polymerase II; regulation of mRNA processing. NCBI's taxonomy places the organism in Eukaryota, Metazoa, Chordata, Actinopteri, Syngnathiformes, Syngnathidae. Gene Ontology annotation, cellular component: intracellular anatomical structure; ribonucleoprotein complex; nucleolus. The transcript is spliced from 28 exons.
AUGCUGCAACCAGAGGAAAAAGUAGGCAAAAUGCCACAACUUAACAUUAGCAGGGCUUCCGGGGAAGUCAGUAGAUAAAACAACGUAUGACGUUAUCAAAUUCCUGAGAGAAACCGAUUUGAAUAACAUAAUCUAUAUUUUUUUCUUUUCUUUGUAUUUUAUUACACUCCAGUCCAGUUGGUGGCGAUAAUGCACCGAUAAGUUAGUUUGCCAACCGCCAGGACACCCAGAAGGAGAAGACGACGACGACGACGACGACGACGCAGAAGCAGAAAGAACAAACAUUUCCUCCUUACUCGCCGAGCAGCACUAAACGUAAGCAGUGAACGCUUGAGAAACAAUAAGAAGUCGACUGGUGACGUUUUACGAUGAAAAGGCAGCAAGAGGAGCCCCGGGCAGGCUAGUUGCGAAAACGCUAACGUUAGCGCCAUUAGCUCAUUCAUCGACGCCGCUCAAGCGUUGUUGCUGGGAGACGAGAGGACGUUCCUCCCGUCUUCGCCAUGGCGGACAUCAAGAAUUUCCUCUACGCCUGGUGCGGCAAAAAGAAGUUGACCCCUAACUACGACAUCCGCGCCGCCGGCAACAAAAACCGAUUCAUGUGCGAGGUGCGCGUGGACGGCUUCAACUACACUGGGAUGGGCAACUCCACCAACAAGAAGGACGCUCAGUCCAACGCCGCUCGAGACUUUGUCAACUUCCUGGUCCGAGCGGGCGAAAUAAGCGCCGCCGAGGUUCCGGCCCUUGGCGCGGGCGUGACCGAGCACGCGGCAGGCGGCGAUCAGCCCGACGGAGAAGCCAAGGCCUCGUUUGGGAGUCUGCCGUCCGGGGGGCCGCUGCCGCCUCACCUUGUGGUGAAGGCGGAACAAGAGGAGUUCGGGGCCGGGCCAGUUCAGGGGGUGACUGGACUGGGCUACUCGGGCGGCGGCGGCAGAGUAGCUGACUGGGAGCGCGGCGCCAACCUAAAGGAAUAUUACGCCAGGCGGGACGAACAGGACGCUCAGGCGACUCUGGAGUCCGAGGAGGUGGACCUGAACGCCAGUCUCCACGGCAACUGGACUCUGGAGAACGCCAAGGCCCGUCUGAACCAGUUCUUCCAGAAGGAGAAGACCAGCGCUGAGUAUAAAUACAGCCAAGUGGGGCCGGACCACAACAGGAGUUUUAUCGCCGAGAUGCAGCUGUUCGUCAGACAACUCGGUCGCCGCGUGACUGCGCGUGAGCACGGCUCCAACAAGAAACUGGCGGCGCAGUCGUGCGCCUUGUCUCUGGUGCGCCAGCUGUACCACCUGGGCGUCAUAGAGGCCUACUCGGGGGUCACCAGGAAGAAGGAAGGAGAAAGUCUUGAAGUCUUUGACGUGCCGGUCUCUCCGGACCUUCAGCAGCAGCUCGGCAUCGUGGUCGAGGAGCUGGGAGUCCGGAUCCCCCCGCCCCCCGCAGAUCCCGGCGAGACGGUGUCUCUGGUGGCCACCAAGAUGGCGUCGUUUGAGCCGUCUCAGCGGCAGAGUGGCGCCGGCGUGGUGCCGUGGUCGCCCCCGCAGGUCAAUUGGAACCCCUGGACCAGCAGCAACAUUGACGAGGGCCCGCUGGCCUUUUGCACCCCGGAGCAGAUCAGUAAAGACCUUCAGGACGAGAUGACGGAUCGGCUGCGGCGCGACGACGACCUUCACAAGAUGCUGACGGAUCGCGAGCAGCUGCCCGUCAAACAGUUUGAGGAGGAGAUCAUGUCCGCGGUGGACAGCAACCCGGUGGUGAUCAUCCGAGGAGCGACCGGCUGCGGGAAGACCACGCAGGUCCCGCAGUACAUCCUGGACCGCUUCAUCAGGGAGGGCCGAGCCUCAGACUGCAACAUCGUCGUCACGCAGCCGCGACGUAUAAGCGCGGUGUCUGUGGCGGAGCGCGUGGCGAUGGAGCGGGCCGAGGAUCUGGGUCGGAGCUGCGGCUACAGCGUUCGCUUCGAGUCCAUUCUGCCUCGCCCCCACGGGAGCAUCCUUUUCUGCACUAUCGGCGUGCUCCUGAGAAAACUGGAGGCGGGGAUCCGCGGCAUCAGCCACGUCAUCGUGGACGAGAUCCAUGAGAGAGACAUCAACACGGACUUCCUGAUGGUGGUCCUCAGAGACGUGGUCCGGGCCUUCCCGCAGAGCCGUGUCAUCCUCAUGUCGGCCACCAUCGACACCAGCAUGUUCCGCGAGUACUUCUUCAACUGCCCCAUCAUUGAGGUGUUUGGACGCACCUUCUCCGUGCAAGAGUACUUCUUGGAGGACUGCGUCCAGAUGACCAACUUUGUGCCGCCCCCGCCGGACCGCAAGAAGAAAGACAAAGACGAGGAGGGCGGCGGAGACGAAGACACCAACUGUAACGUGAUGUGCGGGCCCGAGUACUCGGCGGAGACCAAGCGCUCCAUGGCGCUGUUGAAUGAGAAGGAGAUGUCCUUCGAGCUGGUGGAGGCGCUGCUCAAGUACAUCGAAACGCUGCAGGUUUCGGGCGCCGUCCUGGUCUUCCUGCCCGGCUGGAACCUCAUCUACGCCAUGCAGCGCCACCUGCAGUGCAACCCGCACUUCGGAAGUAGCCGCUACCGGAUCCUCCCGCUUCACUCGCAGGUACCCCGGGAGGAGCAGAGGCUCGUGUUUGAGCCCGUGCCGGACAACAUCAGGAAGGUGAUUUUGUCCACCAACAUAGCAGAGACCAGCAUCACCAUCAAUGACGUAGUCUACGUCAUAGACUCCUGCAAGCAGAAGGUGAAGCUGUUCACGUCUCACAACAACAUGACUAACUACGCCACCGUGUGGGCCUCCAAGACCAACCUGGAGCAGAGGAAAGGGCGAGCCGGACGAGUCCGUGCCGGAUUCUGUUUCCACCUCUGCAGCCGGGCGCGAUUUGACAGACUGGAGACCCACAUGACUCCAGAGAUCUUUCGGACUCCGCUGCAUGAAGUUGCUCUGAGCAUCAAGCUGCUGAGGCUCGGCGCCAUUGGUCACUUUCUGUCUAAAGCCAUCGAGCCGCCGCCAUUGGACGCAGUCAUUGAGGCGGAACACACGCUUAGAGAACUGGACGCGCUGGACUCGAACGACGAGCUUACUCCGCUGGGGCGCAUCCUGGCCCGCUUGCCCAUCGAACCUCGUCUGGGGAAGAUGAUGAUCAUGGGUUGCAUUUUCCAUGUGGGCGACGCCAUGUGCACAAUCUCUGCGGCGUCAUGCUUCCAAGAACCGUUCAUCAAUGAGGGAAAGCGUCUGGGCUUCGUCCACAGGAACUUCGCCGGCAGCCGCUUCUCGGACCACGUGGCGCUCUUGUGCGUCUUCCAGGCCUGGGACGACGUCAGGAUUAAUGGCGAGGACGCAGAAAGUCGUUUCUGCGAACACAAACGUCUCAACAUGGCCACCCUGAGGAUGACCUGGGAGGCCAAAGUCCAGCUGAAGGAGAUCUUGGUCAACUCUGGAUUUCCCGAAGAGAGUCUGAUGACGCAGAUGUUCACGGCGAUGGGACCGGACAACAACUUGGACGUGGUGGUGUCUCUGCUGACCUACGGCGCUUAUCCCAACGUUUGUUUCCACAAGGAGAAGAGGAAGAUCCUCACCACAGAGGGACGGAACGCCCUCAUCCACAAAUCCUCCGUCAACUGCCCCUUCACCAGCCACGACCUAGUCUACCCUUCGCCCUUCUUCGUCUUCAGCGAGAAGAUCCGCACGCGAGCUAUCUCUGCUAAAGGGAUGACCUUGGUCAGCGCGCUGCAGCUUCUGCUCUUCGCCUGCAAGGUGGUCUCCUCCAACGGAGAAGUGGUGGAGCUUGACGACUGGAUCAAGCUGCGGAUCCCUCACGAUACGGCGGGCCACAUCCUGGCUCUCCGGGCGGCGCUGGAGGCGCUGGUGGUGGAAGUUAGCAAAGACCCCGAGUACAUCUCCCAUAUGGACCAGAGCAACCAGCGGCUGCUUAACCUCAUCAGACAUCUUUCCAAGCCUUCUGCCGCAGGGAUCAAUCUGGCUGCUGCCAACCACAGGAUGGGUGAUGGCCCUCGCCCCCCCAAGAUGGCACGCCUUGAUGGAGGAGGUGGAAGAGGCUACCAGGGCGGAAGAGGGGGGUUCAGAGGAGGUGGGGGUGGGUACAGAGGGGGCGGUGGGGGAGGUUACAGAGGGGGGGGCGGCUACCGUGGAGGCGGAGGGGGCUACAGAGGCGGCGGAGGUGGCUAUCGGGGCGGAAGAGGAGGGUAUGGCGGAGGAGGAGGAGGCUACAGAGGAAGUGGAGGCUACGGAGGAAGGGGGGGCCGAGAAGGCUACGGAGGUUACUAAGUGGAAACGUUUGGUUGUAUUGUCUACUGUUUUUUUCUUUAAUAAAUCAACAAAUCAUUU